AUGGAAUUUGUCCAGCUUCUGUUCACGGAUAAAACCAUCUCGUGUUCUAGAGAAUCUGGCGACCUUGCCAGCCAUCGCCGGCAGUCCCUAGCUCCAACAGCUUCGACGGCAAAGUUGAAGAUGUUAAGAAGAGCGAACAGCACUGACAGCAACUCAAUACCUUUAAGCCCGACGGCAAAGAAAAAGACGGGUAGCCGUAUGGGUUUCACAAGGGCUAAGAAGAAUUUGAAAGCGUUAUUCGGUCGACGAAGUGUUAGCAUUAAUGAAGAAGAUGGGGUUGAUGUUGAGCAUCCGGUGAGUAACGAGUUAUCUCCUCCUGCUACGCAGGAACAUCACCUCAAAGUUUCCCGACUUCACAGGCAGGAGGCGUGUGCAGUUUGCAAUCGGCAUCUGAGCGGUUUCAUCACUCAAGCCUACAAGUGCUCCCAAUGCAAGCUCUGCUUUCACAAAGAGUGCUCGUCUUUUGCCAAGUCCCUUCCCUGCAGUCCUUCGUCACCGAUAAGGUCGCCCACGAGGUUUGGCUCGCCCCGAAGAGCCUGGGAUAUUGUAAGUAAACCGCGGCCGUCGAUGGCAAACGAAACGGCCUCCAGCUACUCCCGAUCCUUCAACCUCAACAAAACCAAGCAACAGACCGAUCCGGGUAACAUGAUCGUGGAAUCGACAGAGGAUUUGCGCCAGUUCAGUGUGUUCAUAUUUAAAAAGCAAAUGAAUCUGGACCAGAAGAAGAGCAAAAGGGACACGGUCGUCGACGCCCUUUUCAAGAAAUCGCUACGAGAGUUCCACAUGGAACUCAUCGGCUAUGAAGCAGUGCUCAAUGAGGAACGAGCAGUGCUGAAGUAUCGCGAUUUGAUCACAACGUUCGAGGGAGUGCUCACGAAGGUAUGUAAGGAGGAGAAGGUGUCCUUUCCAACGACGUUGGGAGUAAAUGCCUUCAGGAAAAGUGGAUCAUUAGCUCAGGUGCGAAGUAUACGACGGAUUAUAGAAACCGCACCAGAUCUCGACUCCGUCUCCUUAGAAGAUGUGCAGGUUCAUGUGUUGACGACGCUCGUGAAGGCUUUCCUUCGAGAAAUGCCUGAACCGCUGAUCACUUUCGACCUUUAUGAGAAUUUUCUCAACGUCUCUGAAGUCGACGAUGGAAUAGAACGGGGAAGGUGCUUGGCAGUGAUGAUCGACCUGCUCCCAAAGACCAAUCGUGGCCUCCUCGACAGGCUUAUGUUCCAUUUAGCGAGGGUGGCCCAUCAGGAAGCGGUAAAUAAAAUGGGACCCUCAAAUCUUGCCCUUAUCUUCGGCCCAUGUAUACUGAGGAGGCAGGACAAUGUGCAUGCCCAGGAGCAACUCAACGACGUUUCGAGGCAGGCCAUCUGCGUUCAAACGUUGAUCGAAGAGAAGCUAAGGCAGUACAAGGCGACCCUCAUCAACAUUGUUGAGUUGGAAGAUGCCAGUCAGAAGGUCAGCGCGAAUCUGCGUCGAAUAGAGGAGCACCAACAGCUCGACGAGGCUGUGGAGAACAUCGGAACGGCUAAACAGCUCUUCGAAGAACAACUGGACUUCCUCGGCAGGCAAAAGUACGUUUCCAUAGUUCAAACUGCCGCGAAUGUGGUUAAUUUUAUUCGUUUCAGGGAACGAUUACUUCAGGAGUUACCUCCACUGGCCCCAGUUGCUUCUUCAGAAGAUCUGUCUUCCUCAGAUGAACACUCCUCAGGCAUUACCCGAGAGGAAUACGCCAUUGACAUGGAUGCACCGCCUGUGUUCGGCGUCUUGUACCAUGCAUGCAAAUAUCGAGCACCUCCUCCGAAAGGGCGACGACCUCCAUCACGGUUUCAACGCUCUCCUGCUGUAGUAUUCUACACUCCAUUACCCGAUUAG
Messenger RNA from Haemonchus placei, 1866 nucleotides. The record is from the annotation of a GenBank genome assembly. Lineage: Eukaryota; Metazoa; Nematoda; Chromadorea; Rhabditida; Trichostrongylidae.